Messenger RNA from Raphanus sativus (radish), 662 nucleotides. Its product is annotated as auxin-responsive protein SAUR15. Gene Ontology annotation, biological process: response to auxin. NCBI's taxonomy places the organism in Eukaryota, Viridiplantae, Streptophyta, Magnoliopsida, Brassicales, Brassicaceae. The record is from RefSeq and is a predicted model, not a curated record.
UAGUUUCUUGAAUCCAAAGCCAUGUGCUUGUAAUGGGAAACCUCCUGGAAAGAGCUUAAUUUCUGAGAAUUUAUUUAACAUAUUGUGUUUAUAUAACAAGUAACACAUAAUCCUUUUUGAUGCACAAGCUAAAAAAAGAUCAAUAAAAUUUUCCCAAAGCUUUUUGCAAGAACAAGAAAUCAAGAAAACGUAUCAGACGAAUGGCUAUUUUGAAAAGUUUCUUGGGCAGUAAGCAAAUAGUGCGGAGGGAAUCAUCUUCAACAAUACCAAGAGGAUUCACGGCAGUUUAUGUAGGAGAGAAUGAUGAGAAGAAGAAGAGAUACGUUGUGCCAGUUUCAUACUUGAACCAACCUUUGUUUCAAGACUUGUUGAGUAAAUCAGAGGAAGAGUUUGGAUUUGAUCAUCCUAUUGCCGGCUUAACCAUCCCAUGCCAUGAGUCUUUGUUCUUCACCGUCACAUCUCAGAUUCGAUAAAUUUCAACAACGUUCCAUUUUUUUUUGUUUAUAUAAAGUGUUAUUUCAAUAUGUAUACACAAUGUAGAUAUGAGAACUUGCUACUUAUUUUUUUCCUGGAAAUAAUUGUAAACUAGAUACGAACCCGCACUAUGUGCGGAUAUUUUUUUCUUAAAUCCUUGUGAAAAUUUUAAAUCUAUAUUAUACGAU